Molecule: messenger RNA, 3138 nt
Organism: Clonostachys rhizophaga
Lineage: Eukaryota; Fungi; Ascomycota; Sordariomycetes; Hypocreales; Bionectriaceae
Source: the annotation of a GenBank genome assembly
AUGAGCUUCGCGAUCGAAGUCCCCGGGAGCGCAAAUCCCUUAAGCUACCAAGACUUAUGCCGCACGCUUCAAAACGCAACGACAUCCCCAGAUGCAACCCAAAGACAGAGCUCCGAGCAACAGUUGACUACCUGGGAAACUCACCCCGGGUACUACAGCUCGUUGCAGUCGGUGUAUCUAGACAAAUCCCUCCCUCUAGAACCUCGAUUUCAAGCCGUCAUUCAGCUCAAGAAUGGCAUCGACAGAUACUGGAGACUCUAUGCACAUGUCAAGAACGGCGUCAGCCCCGAGGAGAAGACUCUCAUCCGAUCACGUUUGUUCCAGGGUACGAUCGACGAAGGCGAGGAGAGGCUCGCAGAGCAUAAUGCAUUGGUAGUGGCGAGGAUUGUGCGGAUAGAUUAUCCUGCAGAUUGGCCAGAGGCCCUCCCUCAGAUUAUCGAGCUGCUUCGAACAUCCAGGCAUGGCAACCAGCAACACCUCUUCGGCACCCUGCAAAUUCUGCUACAAGUUGUCAAGGAGCUGGGGACUGCCCGCCUGAGGAAGUCGCAGACGGCCCUCCAGUCGGUUGCUCCUGAAAUGGUGCAUGUGUUGAGCGAGAUCUAUUCUGAAAGAUCCGAGCUUGGCAUAAAUUUUCUCGCUAGUCGGCAAGGAAACGAACAAGAGGCUUACCAGUCAUUGCGCAUUAGUCUUGUAUCGUUGAAGAUUCUACGAAGACUCGUAAUUGUUGGAUAUGAACGCCCACACGCAGACGAGAAGGUAGAGCAGUUCUGGUCCAUGUCUCAAAAUCAAUUUGGGCAGUUACUUGGUCUCGUCGGCAAUGAGUCGAAUCUACCACCGCUCUUCCAGGAGGUGGCCGGGGGACAUCUUUUACAGUUCACAAAACUACAUAUCAAUAUGUCAGACCAGCAUGCUGCUGGAUUUGCUGUCCUGCCAAACACCCUUCCACUUGUCCGCGCAUACUGGGACCUAGUUGCCAACUUUGCUGAGAGUUUUGCGACUUCUGGUGGCAUUCGCCAAAGUUCAGGGGGAGGCGGAGCCACCAAGGCCAAGAUUGAAGGCCCGUUGCUAGAGAAGCUUGCUGUCAAAGGACUUCUUCUACUUCGAGCCUGCAUCAGGAUCGCAUUCCAACCCGUCCAAACUUUCAAAUAUCGUACUCCCCAGACAAAAGCGGAGCAGGAGCAGGCCAGAACACUUGUUAAGACAGAACUGUGGAAACCCGAACUCGUGGUUCAAAUUGUGAACUGCAUCAUCACGUAUCUCUUCGUGUUUCGAAAGUCGGACUUGGAGGCCUGGGAAGAAGACCCAGAAGAAUGGGAAAAGGAGCAGCAGAGCGAGGGCGAUGCGUUUGAGUGGCAGGUCCGGCCUUGCUCGGAAAAGCUCUUCCUAGAUCUUCUAACAAAUUUCAAGGACCUGCUCAUUACUCCGUUAAUGACUUACUUUCAAACCGCCGAGAACCCACAAGCGGACAUCGCGACGAAGGAGGCUGUAUACACUGCAAUGGGCUUGUCCGCGGCACACGUCGUCAACAAGUUCGACUUUGACGCAUUCCUUGCAUCAACCAUCUCUCAAGAUGCACAGCAGUCUGGUGAAUUGUUCAAGAUUCUCCGCCGACGCAUUGCCAUCUUAAUCAGUCAGUGGGCUCCAGUAAAACUUGAGGAUCACAGCCGGCCUAUCGCAUACCAAAUCUUCCGGCACUUUCUCAACCCCAACGAUGAGAACAAUGAUGUUGUUGUAAGAAUCACAGCCGCUAGAGAACUGAGGUGGAUUGCAGAUGAACUUGGCUUCAGCGUUGAGGCCUUCCUCCCUUAUACUUCUGAUGUGCUGAAUCAGCUCGUUGUUCUGACUCGAAACGUCGACAUCGACGAAACCAAACUGGCAAUUUUAGAGUCCAUCAGAAUUCUUGUCACCCGCAUGGAGGAUCAAGUAGCGCAGUUUGGUGACCAACUCAUGUCAACCUUGCCGGAAAUUUGGACCAACUCUGGGACAGAAGACUACAUGAUCAAGCAAGGCGUGAUUGCCAUCUUCGCCGCUCUUGUUAUGAGUAUGGGCUACGAAUCGCAGCGCUAUCAGCACUUGAUGGUUCCACUGAUUACAGAAGCAACGAGGCAGGGCUCUGAUCUGCAUGUGCAUUUGAUUGAUGAAUCACUAGAGUUAUGGAACGCGAUUCUCAUGCACAGCAAACCACCGUUGUCCCCGGAGAUGAUUAGUCUUUCCGAAACCCUUCUACCAUUGCUGGAGUACUCGUCCGAAACUGCGUCCGAGGCUUUACUCGCAGUUGAGUCAUACAUUCUGCUUGCUCCAAGUGCUAUUUUAGAAGACCGGCUACGUCGCCCAACCCUCUUGGCUCUACUUGGAGCUUUGGACUCCAAGAGCAGAGAGCUCGUUCGUACGGGCACCGCAUGCAUUGAGUAUCUAACCCGCUCUGCUGUCGAGCUCGGAGGGCCUGCCGGUGUGUCUGUCAUUAUUCAGGAUAUGGUCGAGACAGGGUUCAUGAACAAAAUCCUCGGUCGGUUGCAUGAUGCUUGGGAAGCGCAUCAGACCACAGGCCCGAAUCGCAAGAUCAGUCAACUCAACACACUUACUGAAGGAGACUAUCUUGCAAUCGUGUCACGCCUUGCCCUGGCAGAGCCAACCCUUUUUGUCCAAAUGCUGACAUCCUUUGGCAGUUUAGACCAAGUCUGGGGCUGGCUAUCCUCGGAAUGGUUCUCAUACAUGCAGGGGAUUGAUCGCCUUGAGAGGCAGAAGCUUUAUCUUCUGAGCUUGACCCGUCUUCUGGAGCUUCCCUCGCCUAUGCAGGAGCUCGUGCUUGCAAAGCUUCAAGACUUCGUGAGCAUGUGGUUAAACACAAUAGCUGAGUUGCAGGACGGUACUACAGAUGGAACGGACAGCUUGCUGUGGACGGAAAUCGAAGCGGGCGAGUACGAUUACCCGAAGAUGAUUCUCCAGCGAGAGACCCAGAUGAAGGAUCCGGUGCAUUCAAUGAGUGCGCUUGGAUUCGUGAGAGAGAGACUGCAGGAUCUGGUCAGCCGCGUUGGAGGUGAGGCUGUGUUCGAGGAACAGUGGGCUGUGAACGUGGACAAGGAAGUGAUGGACCAGUUCCGCCAAAUGAUGGGCGCAGCUGCAGGACAGCAGCAGUGA